Topomyia yanbarensis is the source of this 1450-nucleotide messenger RNA. It is a transcript of the gene Uro, whose product is annotated as uricase. Gene Ontology annotation, cellular component: peroxisome. The record is from RefSeq and is a predicted model, not a curated record. Gene Ontology annotation, biological process: urate catabolic process; purine nucleobase catabolic process. The transcript is spliced from 4 exons. Gene Ontology annotation, molecular function: urate oxidase activity. NCBI's taxonomy places the organism in Eukaryota, Metazoa, Arthropoda, Insecta, Diptera, Culicidae. Bases 388 to 1365 code for a protein of 325 amino acids.
ACGAACGAGAUGCUGCAGUCCAGUUACGGCAACCGGAGUGAUCACAUCUCUCGGUUCAUUGGCGGUGAUCGGAAGAAACAAGUGAACACUAACUAAAGUAUCGCUGGGAAGAGUUAACGGCUCAGUAAUAUAAAGUCAAAGGAAAGAUAGAAAGAAAGAAACAUAGUAAGGUGAAGGUCAGGAAAUUAACGGUCGAGUUUGAAACGAACGUCGCUUGAAAAGGAACGCUUGAUUGUAAAAUUCUAGUGCGAGUUUGCUGGAAGAAGGCAGCAAAGACAGGAAUACCAGCCGGAUUGUUGGGCACAAACAGUUUCGUCAAGUGGCGAGCAUCACAAUUGUUUUGACACGUACUCCCUGAUUGAAGUAUCAUCCGGCAACAACAGCAAAAUGAUGUCCAGAAAGCUGAUAGAUGAAACGAGAGAAGACGGAGAACGCGACACGUCCGAUCAGUUUAGCAUCAGCAACUACGGGUACGGCAAGGAUAGCGUCAAAGUGUUGCACGUGGUACGGAACGGGUUGGUGCACAGUAUUAAAGAGUUCGAGGUCGGCACAAAACUGAAGCUGGCCAGUCAGAAGGAUUACCUGCAAGGCGACAACUCGGACAUCGUGGCAACUGACUCGCAGAAGAAUACCGUUUACCUGUUAGCUCGCAAGCAUGGUCUCAAAUCACCGGAGGAGUUUGGCAUUCUAUUAUGCAGCCACUUCCUAACAAAAUAUUCGCACGUCAACGAAGUCUCAAUCCACAUCGACGAGUAUCCGUGGUCUCGCAUGGGAUUCGGAAAGGGACCCUACCAAGACCUGCACAAUCACGCCUUUGUCUUCACGCCGACUGCAAUUCGGUACUGUGAUGUAACCCAGAAACGUGGUGAUCUCAAACCCACGGUCAUCAGCGGCCUUACUGACUUACGCGUCCUCAAGACGACCCAAUCGGCAUUCGUAAACUUCGUCAACGAUGAGUACCGUUCACUGCCAGAUCAGCACGAUCGAAUCUUUAGCACCAUUGUGCGUUCGUCGUGGCAGUACUCAACCAUAAAGGAUGUGGAUUUUGACUUUUGCUGGAACAGAGUGAAAUACUGCAUCCUAAAUACCUUCGCCGGCGAAACGGUGAAGGGAAUCUUCUCACCAAGUGUUCAAAAUACGCUGUACCUGGCGGAGAAGCAGGUUCUCGAAAGCAUUCCGGAAAUUUCGUCCAUCGAUAUGACGAUGCCGAACAAGCACUACUUCAACUUUGAUUUUAGCAAAUUUCCCAAAGUCAUCAACGGAGAUGAGCUGAAGGAGGAAACGGUUUUCCUACCGGUCGAUAAACCUGCCGGGAUUAUUUAUGCGCAGCUGGAUCGCAAGUCCACUGUUAAAAGUAAACUUUGAUUUUAGAAUCUUACUGUUCGCUAGGAUUAAGUUAUGACGAGUGUUUGUAAGACAAAAAAUAAACUUAAUGAUGGUACAAAUGCAA